This is a messenger RNA of Melanaphis sacchari, 1810 nucleotides long. Its product is annotated as fatty acyl-CoA reductase wat-like. Gene Ontology annotation, cellular component: peroxisome. Gene Ontology annotation, biological process: long-chain fatty-acyl-CoA metabolic process. NCBI's taxonomy places the organism in Eukaryota, Metazoa, Arthropoda, Insecta, Hemiptera, Aphididae. The record is from RefSeq and is a predicted model, not a curated record. The transcript is spliced from 8 exons. Gene Ontology annotation, molecular function: alcohol-forming very long-chain fatty acyl-CoA reductase (NADP+) activity. Bases 279 to 1754 code for a protein of 491 amino acids.
UUUCUAUUUGCUACAAGAAAUCACCCUAAAGGUUGAAAACUAAAGAAUUUUUCUACUCCAAAAGGUGAUGGCGAACAUAAAUAAAAUACACCCAUCGUUGUAAUAACAAUGUAUUCAUCGCCCCGCUCUAAAUAUACUAAUCUAAUGGAAGGUUAUCAAUGACUAGUCAGAUAAAAAAACUCGUUUCAGUUAUUAGUAUAUAACUGAUUUACGCAUACGCUAUUUGCUAUUUGCAGUGAAAAAGUUUGUGUGAUAUCUGACUAAAAACAACUAAAGAAAUGAAUAUAGCCGACGCGUAUAAGGAUGGUGUGGUUUUCAUCACUGGUGGUACAGGGUUUCUAGGAAAAAUACUCACAGAAAAAUUGUUAAGGUCUUGUGAUGUGAAAACUAUUGCGGUUCUUAUUAGAGAGAAGAAAGGAAUAACUGCCAGUUCAAGAGCUGCGGAUAUCUAUAAACAAACUAUAUUUGACCGUCUUCGAAAAGAAAAGCCCGACUUCGUGACUAAGAUAAAAAUAAUUGAUGGAAAUUUGGGAGAACCCUCGUUAGGGUUUUCAACAGACGAUCGUGAUUGGAUGAUAAAAAAUGUGAAUUUUGUUUUUCAUUGUGCUGCUACAGUCAGGUUCAAUGAAACUAUUCAGAUGGCAACGAAAAUAAACAUUCAAGGAACAGAAAAUCUAUUAGAACUAGCAACAAAAAUGAUUAAUCUUAAGGGUUUUGUGCAUGUAUCAACCGCUUAUUCACACUGUCCGAGAAGUGAAAUUGAAGAAAAAUUCUAUCCCGUUUCAACAUCGACUGAAGAAUUAAAAGAUUUAAUUAAAAAAGAUGAAAACACACAGCUCUUUUCAGUUGAUUGGCCUAACACGUACACUUUCACGAAAGCACUUACAGAAAAUGUAAUUUUAAAAAAUAAAAAUCAAUUACCGAUUUCAAUAUUUCGUCCAUCAAUUAUAGGGUGCACACAAUCUGAACCAGAACCAGGAUGGUUAGAUAAUAUUAAUGGACUAUCUGGAAUAGUUACUCCCCUGAUUGUUGGCGUUUUAAGAACAAUUCAAUUAUCCAGGGAUAAAAUAACUGAUAUUGUUCCAGUCGAUUACACCGUAAAUGCACUUAUUAGUGUAAUGUGGAGUACAGCAAACAGACAUCAAUAUAAUUUCGAAAAAAACAAGGAACCAAAAAUAUAUAAUUACGUAUCUAGUAUUGAAAGCCCAAUCCAUUGGGAUGAGGUCAUACAGUAUACGUUUGAAACAUACCACCAGGCGCCUCCGCUGGAAUCAAUGUGGUACAUAUUUUGUAUAUUUUCUACCAAUCGAUGGCUCAUUAAUAUUUUGAGAUUUUUUUUACACUGGAUACCUGGUGCAAUCAUAGAUCUUAUUUCAUUCAUUGUUCGUGGAAAAAAUUUAAAGAUGCUGAAAAUGUAUAAAAAAAUAGAAAACACGAAUGAUUUGCUCAGAGUGUUUACUACGAGUGAAUGGAAAUUCGACAACAGUAAUACUCGAGAGUUAUGGUCGUUACUAAGUCAAGAGGAUCGUGAGACAUUUUGGUUCAGUUUCGAAAAAUUCGAUUGGAAAUCCUAUAUACCGCGUACUGUUUACGGGAUUAGGAAACACAUUUUACACGAAGAUUUAAGUAAUUUGACAAGCGCAUUAUCAAAAUAUCGAAAAUUAUUUUUAUUACAUAAUUUGUGCAUUUCCCUUGUUAUCUACACCGUGUUCAAAAUAUGUUGGUUUUUUGUUGAAUACUUCAAUUAUAUUUAAGAAAAAUGCGCUCAAAGUAAUUAUCAAAUAAUUAAACAACCUUAAAGAUUAAUACA